Dinoponera quadriceps is the source of this 3385-nucleotide messenger RNA. RefSeq lists its product as uncharacterized. NCBI's taxonomy places the organism in Eukaryota, Metazoa, Arthropoda, Insecta, Hymenoptera, Formicidae. Gene Ontology annotation, molecular function: calcium ion binding. The transcript is spliced from 13 exons. Bases 10 to 3213 code for a protein of 1067 amino acids. The record is from RefSeq and is a predicted model, not a curated record.
CGGCGCGUUAUGUGCGUUAUCGUCGGGAAACGUGCGUCGGGCCACGCGGGGCUCGCUUGUGCCGUCCUGUUCCUUCUCGUGGGAAUCGCCCUGCCGACCGGACUCUGUCAGAAUGCCGAGCCGCGACGAGGAGCGCGCGAAGACGGGAACUUGGCCGAGAAGUCGGGUCUCGCCGGCGACGACGAGUCGUAUACACCGGGGGUUCACGAGCAACAGGGCCGAGAUACAUCUUCCGAGAGUAAGGGGGUGCUCGAGAAAAACAGAAGGACACUCCCGUCGCGAGGCGCCGUCAAGGAGGGUGCGGAGGAAGCGGAAGCGAAGGCGGAGGAGGCCCGCGGCGAACGCCACAACGCGGACAAACAUCUCUUUUUGCCGAAGAACGGCGCGGGAGCUCCGCCACGGCGAAACGUAAAUGUCACGGCAACGACGUCGGGCAGGCAGCAAGAGGGCAACUUCGGAAGUAGAACGCGCAAGAAGCGUCGCAGGGGUGCGGAGGCCAAGAGUCCGGCCGGCCACGUGACGCGCGAGAUCGCCGAGGACAGUCGCGAGAACGAGAUAAGAGGCGCGCGUCAAUCGUCGGCGAGGAGGAACAACAAUCCGCUGUCGAAGUCGCGGCCGAGGAAUCGGGAGGCGCGGAAAUCCCGCGCGGAACGGCGCAGGCGGAGGAAGAAGGGCAGGAAGGAGCGGCAGAGGAGCGGCGGGACGAGCAGGGACGAGGACAGGCGGCGGGACGUCGCGCGUCGCGCGUCCAAGUACAAGAGGAAGACGCACGACGGCAGGUUUCCGAUCGGGAAACUCGGCUCCGCCAGGACCAACGCGUCCGAUUACUCGUCGAUCGAGAAAUCGUCGUAUGUCACCGUCGAUAGCGGCGGUCCCCCGACGACUGCGACGACUACGACGACGGGCGUCGUCGUCGGCACGACGAAGUUGUCGAGUCUCCAGCAUCAGUCGACGUUGGAGGGGAAGCCGGCGAGGACGACGCCUCGGCGUGGAAUUUACGCCGACACGGUGGAGCGAGAAUUCUCGAGGCACCUCGAGAUGGAGAUCUCCAGAUCCGCCCUGAAGGACUCCUCCUUCCUGGAGGACGACAUUUUCGAUCGCUCCCCGAAGAAAUCUGCUGGUAAGAGCGCGGCUCAAGUAGCCGGCGGCACGGACGGCAAGCUCGGCUUCGGCAGCUCGCGCUACGACGCCGAGAGGAUGCUGGGCUACACGAGGACCGAGGAGGACCUGCCGAUCCUGGACCUUGAGAACGAGGUGCUCGCGAGGACCCUGAAGGAUUAUAACGCUUACAUGACGUCGAGCCUGAAGCUGGUCUCGUUGCCGCGCCAUGGCGAACCGUCGAUUCGUCACGCCACCUCGCAUCCACCGAGAAAGCCGAUAAUUAAUUCGGAGGAGAGCCUCGACGAGGACCUCGGGGGAGGUACGGAAGUCACGGGCGUGACGAAAGCAACGCGGGACAGCGACGACAACACGAGAGGGGACUUAUCCUGCAUAAACGGGACUUUCCUGCCGGCGCCUCUAUCUCGCCACGCGCUGAUCAAAUAUGUAAAGUCCUCGACCCCGGGCCACGAGUAUUUGGAAGCCGAUUACGAGUGUGUGCCAGGUUUCCAUAUGGUAUCCCCCACGAGCCGAUUAGUCUGCAGAAGUCGUCAGUGGGUCGGACAGGUGCCAAAGUGCGAGAUCAAGCAAAACCCGAACGGGGUAUGCGCCGAGGCAUCCUGCGAGCAUGUUUGCAACGAAAUUAACGGGCGUCCCGUCUGUUCCUGCUACAAGGGAUUCAGAUUGGAUGGCCACAAAUGCGCCGAUGUGAAUGAGUGCGACACGGGGAAUGCUGGAUGCGAAUACAAAUGCGUGAACACACCCGGAUCCUUUCGAUGCGAGUGUCCGAAUGGCAUGAAACAAGGAAAGGACAGAUACACGUGCACGGACAUCAACGAGUGUUUAUUGAACAACGGUCACGGUCCUUGCCAGGACACCUGUCGAAAUCUCAUCGGCGGAUACGAGUGUUCCUGCGAGGGUCUGCAGGACACAUCGCUGGCCGCCGACAAUCACACGUGCGAACACAUCGGUCCGUGCAGCGUCAAUAACGCGGGAUGCUCCCACACGUGUCUGUCGACGAUGGGUCGAGUGUUUUGCUUGUGCCCGGACGGCUUCAUGCUGGAGGACGACUGGAAGACUUGCCAAGAUGUGGAUGAAUGCUCGGUGCCGGAUCUUCAGACGGAGUUGUGUCGCUACGGGUGCAUUAACACGCCGGGCUCCUACCGGUGCGCGGAACCCAUGGAGCUGAAGGAUCAACCGGUCCUGGACAGCCUGUCCAUUACCUGCCUGCCGGGUUACGAACAGACCUCCCACGGGACGUGCAUCGACAUCAACGAGUGCACGGUUGAUAACGGCGGCUGCACGGAGGUCUGCGAGAAUACGGACGGGAGCUUUUUCUGCGCGUGCGACGGCGACGAGAAAGCCCUGUCAUCCGAUGGGAAAUCCUGCGUAGACAUAAAUACCAUCUCGUGCCUACCGUUGAGCCCGGUCAAUCGCGGUUACUUAAUAUGUUCCCGAUCGGCCACGUCCAAGCUGUGGCGCGACAGGCGAAAAGUGCCGAAUCGACCCGGCACGAGGUGCUUCCUAAAGUGCCCUCACGGUUAUCAGCUUCGCGGUGAGUACGAGUUGACCUGCCGUUCCGACGGCACCUGGGACGGACCGAAGUAUGGAAAAUGCAUCAGAUACAGCAAGCCCCGAUUGGAGUGUCCGAAGGACGUCGUCGCCGAGCUACCACCGGGCGGCGGCGAGGCGUUCGUGACUUUUGACCAACCGGCAACCGACCUGGAUUGGUUCCGAUACGUGCGGUCGAAGCCCGCAUGGGGCACCAGGCUCGAGGCCAAUCUGAAGCCCGGCGUGCACGAGAUCACGUUCUUCGCGCGACACCCGGUAUCGAAGAAGCAGGCCAGCUGCGUGCUGCGCAUCAUCGUCAAAGGCGGCGAGGCACCGAAAGUCAAAGACUGUCCGAACGACAUCGAGAUCGUCGGGAAAAACGGCACCGCUAUCACAUGGACGGAGCCGAGUUUCACGGACAAUGUGAAGGUGACGCGAAUCAGUAACAACGAGAGCCCGGGUCGUCGCUUCGACGUCGGCGGCCACCGGAUCGAGUACGAGGCGGGCGACGAGGCCGGCUGGUCGAGCAAGUGCGUCUUCACCGUGGUCCUUCGUCAGGAAUAAGCGAUGGAGAGGCCCAGGAGAGAGAGAGAGAGAGAGAGAGAGGGGGAAUAGGGACACACGACGAGAAGGCGGAGGACGAACGAUCGACAAGAAAAAGGAGAGAGAGAGAGAGAGAGAGAGAGAGAGAGAACGGGGAGGACGAGCGAAAGUAGGAGGAAGCAGCGCGGAAGAA